Messenger RNA from Lutra lutra (Eurasian river otter), 1217 nucleotides. RefSeq names its product CD53 molecule (gene CD53). The record is from RefSeq and is a predicted model, not a curated record. The transcript is spliced from 8 exons. The coding region runs from base 248 to 895 and encodes 215 amino acids. NCBI's taxonomy places the organism in Eukaryota, Metazoa, Chordata, Mammalia, Carnivora, Mustelidae. Gene Ontology annotation, cellular component: membrane.
AGGGGGAAGGAUUACAUCUCUAAGGCUAAAAAGAGCAGACUGAGCCUCACUUCCUCCUUCUCAUCAACUGGGCUUCCUGUUGUCACAGUGUGAGCACAUUUAUUUUCCCUUCACUUCUCCUUUUAUACAAAUAGCCCCGGACAUCCGUGUUACCAGCCUCGUUGUGACCACCUCAAGGAUAAUCACCGCUCCUGCCUAAAAGACUGAGGAAGAGUGAGUGCCUGCAAAAGGGUAAGAAUAUCCCAGCAUGGGCAUGAGUGGCUUGAAAUUGCUGAAGUACGUUCUGUUUUUCUUCAACCUGCUCUUUUGGUUCUGUGGCUGCUGCAUUUUGGGCUUUGGGAUCUAUUUCCUGAUCCACAACAAUUUCAGCCUGUUCCCCUCCCUCACACUGGGCAAUGCAUUUGUCAUCGUGGGCUCCAUUAUCAUGGUGGUUGCCUUCCUGGGCUGCAUGGGCUCCAUCAAGGAGAACAAGUGCCUGCUUAUGUCAUUCUUUUUCCUGCUGCUGAUUAUCCUCCUUGCUGAGGUGACCAUGGCCAUCCUGCUCUUCGUGUAUGAUCAGAAGUUGAAUAAUUAUGUGUCUACGAGCCUGACUGAGAGCAUCCAGCAAUACCACACGAACAACAGCACCAGAGCAACAUGGGAUUCCAUCCAGUCAUUUCUGCAAUGUUGUGGUGUAAAUGGCACAAGUGAUUGGGGCGGUCACCCACCAGCAUCUUGUCCCUCAAAUCCACAAGUUCAGGGUUGCUAUGCACAAGCAAAACUGUGGUUUCACUCCAACUUCCUGCACAUUGGAAUCAUCACUAUCUGUGUAUGUGUGAUUCAGGUGUUGGGGAUGUCCUUUGCGCUGACCUUGAACUGCCAGAUUGAUAAAACCAGCCAGGCCCUAGGGCUGUGACAUGAUACUGCCUUGUGCUGGAGAGGCUUAUUUCAUCUUUGGAAACCCAAAAUCAGUUAUUAGCAUGAAGCCUUAAAUGGUCACCUCUUGGCCUGGUGUCUUUGUCCCCUUCUCAUCUUUUCCCUGUUUUGGUCCCUGUAUCAUAAAACCAGAAAAGAAGGUAUUAGCCAGACAUUUCCCAUCUCAGGCACCAGAACAAUGAUUUACCCACUCAUGGGGCAGCUAUGUCCCUCAAGAUGGUGACACUAAUACCUGAGCAUAUUUUGGACAUGAGAAGCCAAGAGAACCUGCACUAAUGGCUCAAGAUCAAAGGAUGGGUUUG